AUGGUUCAAGAUCGAAGAAGAAGAGGAAGCACCACAAGAAAUCGCGUUCUAGCCGCCAUAGGAGCGGUAAGAAAGUUCACAAAAAGUGAUUCAUCACACGAAUUGAGUGAAAGUUCAGAAGAAGAAGAAUCACACAGUAGAAGGCGCAGCAGCAAAAAGUCUAGGAGGAAACAGAGUAAGCAUAAGAAGAGCACCGCCGGCGACAAGAAGAAGAGGAGGAAGAAGAACAAUUCAGACGAGAAUAAAAAGCGGCAGAGAAAGAGUGAAUCCGAAAAGAAUGAUGAGAUAAAGACGACUACCAAAAUUGACAGAGAUCAGGCGGCUGUUGAAUUGAAAGAGUACUUUGCGUCUCAGAAGAAAGCAGAGGAAACAGAGGAUGGGCCACUAAUUGGGCCAAUGCCAUUGCCUAAGGCACCGGAGCUACCGGUGGAAAGAGGUCGGGAUAGAGCACUGAGGCCAGAGGAGAUCACAAACUUUGAAAGGCAAGGGUAUGUAAUGAGUGGGGAUCGGCACAAGCUGAUGACUGCGGUUCGUACCAGGAAAGAAAACCAGGUUUACAGCGCUGAAGACAAGCGUGCUUUGGCCAUGUUUAAUUUCGAGGAGAAGGCUAAAUGGGAACAGCGAGUCAUGGCUUCUCUCCGGCGUCUCGUUCAGCGGCACACCGCCGCCUAA
Oldenlandia corymbosa var. corymbosa is the source of this 672-nucleotide messenger RNA. Lineage: Eukaryota; Viridiplantae; Streptophyta; Magnoliopsida; Gentianales; Rubiaceae. The record is from the annotation of a GenBank genome assembly.